This is a messenger RNA of Macroventuria anomochaeta, 2041 nucleotides long. Its product is annotated as dynein regulator. The record is from RefSeq and is a predicted model, not a curated record. The transcript is spliced from 3 exons. Gene Ontology annotation, cellular component: cytoplasmic microtubule; microtubule associated complex; kinetochore. Lineage: Eukaryota; Fungi; Ascomycota; Dothideomycetes; Pleosporales; Didymellaceae. Gene Ontology annotation, molecular function: dynein complex binding; microtubule plus-end binding. Gene Ontology annotation, biological process: vesicle transport along microtubule; establishment of mitotic spindle orientation; microtubule organizing center organization. The coding region runs from base 277 to 1665 and encodes 462 amino acids.
CAUGUCCCAGUGAACGCCGAGGACCCACGAUAACACACACGAAGCCCAAUUAGGAUUCCUUGCGCCCAUAGUGCUGGGACUGCAAUUGCUCUUUUCGCCUACCGCGGCCUGUCUCACACCGAGGCGCGCACUGCAAGACACCCCGCCGACUGUUCUGCGCUGCUCAAACACUCACCGCAAAUCCCCGCAAACCGCCGAAGAAACCCACGCCGCCGCUCUGCCAGCGCACACACCUGACCAGCUCCCGUGUAUGGUGGUCGUCCGGCCGUUCCCGCCAUGAGCGCUAUCCUGACAGACCGGCAAGCGGAGGAGUUGCACAAAGCCAUAAUCGCAUAUCUCGGUGUUAUCAAUGCGCCAAACACAGCAGCUGCCUUUCGAGAGGAAGCCAAUGUCUCGGACGCCUUCGAUGAUGCGACGCGCAAGAAGUACGAGGGCCUGCUGGAGAAGAAGUGGACCAGUGUAGUGCGCCUGCAGAAGAAGGUACUCGAGCUCGAGCAGCGCAAUCAGAGUCUACAGAGCGAAUUGGACUCGACCACACCAACCUCCCUUCUGCGCAAGAACCAAGACCCCACCGCCUGGCUACCACGAGCGCCCGCACGGCAUACUCUCCAGUCCCACCGCUCACCGAUAACCUGCGUCGCAUUUCACCCUAUCUUCUCUUCACUGGCCUCUGGAUCGGAAGACACGACGAUCAAGAUCUGGGAUUGGGAGCUUGGUGAACUCGAGAGGACGGUCAAAGGACACACCAAAGGCGUUUUGGAUGUGGACUUUGGCGGACCCAGGGGGGGCACGCUUCUGGCGUCAUGCUCAAGUGAUUUGACCAUCAAGCUCUGGGAUCCCUCGGACGAGUACAAGAACAUACGGACCUUGCCAGGCCAUGAUCAUUCUGUCUCUGCCGUUCGAUUCGUUCCCAGCGGUGCCGCGGGCUCACCAUCGUCAGGAAACCUGCUCGUCUCUGCGUCUCGAGACAAGACACUGCGUGUAUGGGACGUGACGACGGGCUAUUGCGUGAAGACAAUACGAGGGCACGCGGACUGGGUACGAGAUGUGGCGCCCAGCUUCGACGGACGGUGGCUCGUUUCUGCGGGUAACGACCAGACUGCACGCCUGUGGGACGCCAAUUCAGGAGAAGCGAAGUGCACUUUCCUCGGUCAUGAACACGUUAUCGAAUGCGUCGCAAUAGCACCGCCAGUUGCAUAUGCCAACUUGGCCUCUCUCGCCGGACUGAAGAAAGCACCGCCGCUCAGCAGCUCAGCAGAAUACGUUGCAACAGGAUCGCGAGAUAAGACGAUCAAGAUUUGGGAUGGUCGGGGAACACUCAUAAAAACACUAGCUGGCCACGACAAUUGGGUGCGAUCACUUGUCUUCCACCCUGGCGGGAAGUACCUGCUCUCAGCCAGCGACGAUAAGACAAUACGAUGCUGGGAUCUGACCCAGGAAGGACGGUGUGUGAAGACCGUCACGGACGCACAUAGUCACUUCGUCAGCUGCAUGAGAUGGGCACCGAACGUAGUCAAGGAUGUUCCGGUCAACGGCGACAGUUCAAAUGGAGCAGGGUCAAGCGCUGCAAACAAGAAGAAAGAGGAAGACGCUGCCAAGGCAGGGAUCAGAUGCGUGAUUGCAACGGGAUCUGUGGACCUCAACGUCCGCAUCUUUGCAUCCUGACCGGAGAGUAAUCACUGAAGCAACAACCACAUGGCUAUCGCUUGAUUAGACCAGCGACAUGGCUGAGACACGGAAAAGGAGUGUUCGUCCAGAGCUGUUGACACUUCAGAUGAUCCUAGCUCCUGGUCACUCAGCUUGUGUUCAGAAGGGAAUGCAUGGAGGCACAACCCAUUAACGAGACCACGAAUGGUAAUCAUACGUUCACGAUAGCUGCAUUCUGAGAUAGGCGUCGUUGGCAUAUUCUUUGGUACUGAGAACACGUAUCCGGACACGCGGAUGCUUUAGAUGAUACGAUCGUCGAGUGUAGAUAGCGAGAAGAUGAAGCAAGUGUAACACGAGUCAAUCACGCAGUGUACCUUGGCAGUAUCUAUUCAAC